This is a messenger RNA of Malus domestica (apple), 1478 nucleotides long. RefSeq names its product protein terminal ear1-like. The record is from RefSeq and is a predicted model, not a curated record. Gene Ontology annotation, molecular function: nucleic acid binding. NCBI's taxonomy places the organism in Eukaryota, Viridiplantae, Streptophyta, Magnoliopsida, Rosales, Rosaceae.
CUGGCUCUCUGAUAUCUCUGUCUCAGAGGGCUCUCUCGUCCCUCUGGCUGUCUGAUAUCUCUGUCUCAAUGUUACGCCGCCAAUGCCAAAUGAGAUUUGUCUUGUAUUAUUGCAUUGGCCGAGAACAUUUAAUGCAUGAGCCAUGACUAGUAUACCUGAGGUUCAAUUUUCAUCAUUUCGGAGAUCCCAUAUCCAGAUAUGUGAAAACAAAACCCUAAUCUCUUCUUCAAUCCCCACCGUUGAAUUCAUCAGUUCACUUCUACUUUAUAUACAACCCCCCUCUUCCUCCAUUUUCAGCUCACUCAAAUCCGAAAAAAUCUCGUUCCUCUCUUCUCAGUUUUUCAAUGGGUUCGAAAGCUCUAAAUCCUAAGGCUCAGCCUUUUUUCUUGAACCGUUUUCAGACGCCUUAUCUUCCUGCUUGGCCUGUAUGCGCAUAUCGAAUCGUUCAUCAGCCUAGAUCCUUUUUUUGCCAACUGAACUUGGUCCAACCCAACCCAACUACAAAAAGGGUGCCGAGAAAGAGUGUUGAGAGUAAGAGGAAUUUUGCUCCACCAAGGUCCAGAAACCCUUUGAAGAAGCUUGAAGAUGAGAACCAUGUAGUGGGUGCUCCUAGGGUUCUCGCCUGGGUGCCCAAGAAAGAUCUGCCGGCUGGGAAGAGGUAUACAGCGUCGUAUCGGAAGAUAAAGAAAGAUACUGUGCGCGGCUGUGAUGAUGGCGGUGGCAGUGGCGGUGGUUGUGUAAUUCCGUUUCCUGCAAGUCCUGAUCUGGAAAUUAGCUCCGGUCCUACCACGAUCAUGAUAAAAAACAUCCCAAACCAAUUUCAGAGGUGUGAUUUGCUGACCGUCCUGAGAAAUCACUGCCGUGAUGAGAACCUACAGGCUUGCACCGAAGGUGUUACCACGAAAUCUGAGUUCGAUUUUGUUUAUCUUCCAAUGGAUUUUAAGCAAUUUUGGAACCACAAGAGGACUGCCAAUCUGGGCUAUGCCUUUGUUAAUUUCACCAGUUUUACUGCUGCAAAGAGAUUUUACAAGAAGUUUCACAAUGAACAAUGGAAGGUCCGCUGCAACAAGAAAACAUGUGAAAUCACUUGCGCUAAGGUUCAGGGGCUCGAAGCACUGAAGAAGAACUUUGAGAGUAAAGUGUUUAGGUGCCACUCGGAGGAGUAUUUGCCUGCGGUGGUGGAACCUCCAUGUGACGGUGUUCUGCAGCAGCCCAAAGUCACUUCGGUGGGGACACGUGUAGGGUUGCCCUUUGUAGAUUAUUGAUAGGGUGAGAAGUGAGAGAUGUGAUCGUAGAGUGUGAGGAGAGAGUAGAUGGGAUGACCUGUGUUUUCACUCUCCCUAGCUUGAGUACUCUAAUUAGCACUUCUGAUUUGGUUGCAAUAUCUAGGGUGAAGUGAAAACAUAGAGUUUAUGAUCAUGACUAGUCUUGUUUAGUAGUUUAUUUUCUUCUCUUAAGCUAAGUUUUAAUUAGCAUGC